Sphaerodactylus townsendi is the source of this 2917-nucleotide messenger RNA. It is a transcript of the gene TMEM198, whose product is annotated as transmembrane protein 198. The record is from RefSeq and is a predicted model, not a curated record. The coding region runs from base 416 to 1483 and encodes 355 amino acids. The transcript has 5 exons. Gene Ontology annotation, biological process: positive regulation of canonical Wnt signaling pathway. Gene Ontology annotation, cellular component: cytoplasmic vesicle; plasma membrane. Lineage: Eukaryota; Metazoa; Chordata; Lepidosauria; Squamata; Sphaerodactylidae.
CCCCUACGCCGCCACGCGCUACGGGCCAUAAGUGCGGAGGGGGUGGGGAGUUGGGGGCGGCCGGCGACAUCAGAAGGGAGGCGCGAGAAGGCGAGAGCAAGGGAAGGAGGCGCCUUAUUUGCGGACCGCGGCGCGCGAGAAGCUCCAUCCGCUUCAGCCUGUCCGGUGUCUCGCGAGUACGAGAGAGAGAAAGCGCGAGCGCGCAGGGGAAGGGGAGGAGGGGAAAAGGAGAGAAAAGUGGCGUGGUGACGUCACGCGGAGCUGUCCCUCAGCACCGGGCCGAGCCGGACGGGCCCUGGUCGGCGGGUUCGAGACUGGGGCGCGCAGAUGGCGGCAAUACCAUGAAGCAGCAUCCCCUGCUAGCAAAGGGGAGGGUGUGGGGAUCCUGAUGUCACCUUGAAGACCUUGCAGAGCCAUGACGUCAACUGUACAGACCCUCCGUUUCCCACUGCUUCCACAUGCACCAGGACAGGACAUCUGUGACCAGGAAAUUGAGCGGCGCUACCAGGUGGUGCCCUCAGUCGUGUGUGCCAUGUGCUGCCUCUUUGGGAUCAUCUACUGCUUCUUUGGAUACCGUUGCUUCAAGGCAGUGAUGUUCCUGACAGGGCUGAUGUUCGGCUCAGUGAUCAUCUUUAUGCUGUGCUACAAAGAGCGGGUGCUGGACACGCAGCUGAGCGUGGAGGCCUCCGUGGGCAUCGGUCUGGGCAUCGGAGUGCUCUGUGGGCUGGUCACCAUGCUGGUGCGCAGCGUCGGGCUUUUCAUGGUGGGGCUGCUGCUGGGGCUGCUGCUGGCGGUGGCCACGUUGGUGGUGAUGGAGCAGUUCUACCACCCACCCACCGUCUGGAUCCCUAUCGGCUUGCUGCUGGGUGUGGGCAUGCUGUGUGCUGUGCUUACCUUGCAGUGGCAGCGCCUCUUCACCACCCUCUCCACCGCUGUCUUUGGCAGCGCUGUCAUGACAGCCACUGCCGACUACUUCGUUGAGCUCUUCCUGCUGCUGCAGUAUGUCUACGAGCGCGUCAAAGUGGCACCUGCUAGGCCCAUCUGCUGGUACAGCUGGGUCAUCCUGGGAACUUGGCCUGUCCUGGCAUUGUUGGGCAUCCUGGUGCAGUGGAAAGUCACAGCUGAGGGGUACUCGCACACUGAGGUGAUUAUCAGCCGGCAGCAGCGGCGGGUCCAGCUAAUGAGGAUCAAGCAACGUGAAGAGCGCAAAGAGAAGAAGAAGAAGCGGCGACCACAUCCUCACCCACACCCGCAGCAUAAGGCCCACCCACCGGAGCCUGCCUACCGCCGCAAGCCCAAUCCUGUGCGCCGUUUUGAUGGAGAUGUGCUCUCCCCAAGCUACAUACAGAGCUUUAGGGAGCGGCAGACAGGCUCCUCUCUCAACAGCCUCCUGGCCAGUGCACAUGCUGCCAUCGACAUGGACUAUGACUGUGGCUCCACCGUGCCCCUGACAACGGGCUCCGGCCCUGCCAUGCGGGUAUAGUGCAGCAUCUGCCACAAGGACGCUGUCUUCCAUGGUCACACAGAUCUGGCUGUGUGGCUAUCUUAGCGCCUGUGCUGCCAUCAAGACUUUCAGAUUCUCUCCCCUGGCAUUGGUGUGUUUGGACUAGACAUGCAGGUGCAGACUGACAUCUCCCAACAUGCAACUAUAUGUGGAAAUCUUCCCCAACACUAUACUGGCUUUUACCAAGCUGCCAUGAAACAAGAACCAAGGGAGGAGUAUGAUGAGCACGUAUUUGGGGCAAAGGGCUGAAGAAAGACCUGGUUUCCGCCCAACUAGGCAGGGACUGUGGGAGAGGCCAGAAAGAUGGACAAUGAAAGGGAUAAGAAACUCAUGAAAACAAUAAGAAAAUUAUAAGGAACUGCCAACAGGGCCCACCCACCUCAACUGAAACAGCCCAAAGACUGGGUGUUCCUGUGGUGUCUUGGCACAUGAUGGACCCAGUCCUCGUCCUGGAGCUUGUCUUUCUGUGAACUGACCUCAAGGACUGUCUUAGGGGCAUGAGUGCCAUUUUGUACCGAUGGUGGCACGAUUGGAUUCAGCUCACUCCAGUCUGGCUGGAGCUAGCCAGCUCAGGGAAAUGGGGUCCUCUGGCCCGGGGCCCCUAGCCCACACCAGUGCCUGGCAUUCUGUUUAAAUGGGCAACUUAAGGAGGGAGGGGAAGAGGGUGGGCAUUGGCACCUGGGCCACUUGGGCUGGGCUGUGAAAUUGUCAAAGUGUGCAAGCAUGAGUGUGUGUGAGGGAGCUGGAGAAUGUGUGGAUGUUCUGGCUGGCAUCCAGGCAGCAAGCCUUUUGAUGCCCCCUUUCCCCUUCCACUCCCCCCUGCCCAGCUUCUCAUCAUGGAGUGGGGCAGUGAGGGGCUGGGGGCAGGGUGGGGGGAGAAAGGGGUGGGGGUGAGGAAUACCCAUGUACAUAUUCUUGUUGCCGUUAUUUGUAUUAAUUUAUUAUUGAAAAGAGCUUGGCCUGAGGAGCUCUGCUGGACUGUCAGGAGGAAGGAACAGACUUCUUUUCCCACAGGCCCGUCCUUGUGCUCGCCUUUUCUUCCACUUGUUCUCACAGAGCUGUGGGGUGAACAUGUGUAAGAGGUGUUCCCCUGCACAGCCACCUGUUUGGGCUUAUGGUUUUGCUUUCCUGCCAUUCCUCCAAGGGAUCUGUCAUCUCCAUCGUUAAAGGGACUGGGAUGGGGGGAGGGGGAAUCGAUCUGUGAGAGGACGGGGGAUGGGAGAGGAUCCAGCACAGCUCAGCAAAGCCUUUCUUCCAUGGGGAAACUGCAUGUUUCUGUCACCAAUUGCCAUUGUUGUCACCACAGAAAACCUUUGCACUCCUGUUUUUCUUUGUUUUGUCUCUUUUUUGUAUAUGUGCCAAAUGCUGCCGGCCUGCGGCUGCGCAAGUAAAAAGAAAAAGCCUUUCAGAGAA